GCUGUCUGUGCCGGGAGCGCCAUUGGCCUGCGUGCCACCGAUGCCCCGCGCUUUGCCUCGCGUCGCCGAGACCUCCCGGGGUAUUGAUGCGCUUCCCGCCCGCUGACGCUUGCCAAGAUGGCGGCACCUGAGGAGGGGGACACCGAGGCUCCGCCACCUCCUCCUCCCGCUGAGGACAAGCCUCCCGGGGGAGCGUCCACUGCCUGCGGGGCUCCCCUCAGCGUGGCGGCGGUGGAGGAGGAGGAUUGCAGGGGCGCGGUAGGGCCCGCCAACCCCCUGCCCUCUGCGGGGGGCCCAGAGCUGCUGGCGACAGCGGGGGAGCUGGCGCAGAGCUUGGCAGCCGUGGAAGCCGGAUCGGCGGCAGCGGGCACAGUUCUGUACGUGCAGGAGGACGGGAGCGUGGUGGAGGGUGAGCGGCUGAGCGCCGUGGAGGUGCGGCUGCUGCUGGAGCAGCUGCUGGCUGCCGCCGACAGCCCGUCGCCGGGCACGGCGGAACCGCCGCCUCCUCGGCACGCCGCCACGCCGCUGGCCCCCGCGGAGGUCCAGCGGGUCAUCGAGCAGGUGAGCAAGGCCCAGGAGAAGAAGCUGCCGCCAACCGCCCCGCCGGAGCCCUGCCUGGGGCCGCCGCCGGCCAGCAUCAUGCACAACGCCGCCCAGCAGCUGCGGAGCGUUGCCCAGCAGGUCGCCAAGCAGCAGGGCAGUUCCGUGGCCGCCACCCGGCUCCUCCCGCAGAAGCAGCUGGAAGCCAUUCGUGUCCAAGUUCAAUCAGGACAGAUGAAGGAAACUGAAAGGCCAGUGCCAUCAUUGGCCCCAGUCCAGCCCAAAACUGUAAGGCUGAGUCAAUCAGUUAGUAGGAAUUCUAACAUGCCAGGACUUGGUAUUGUUAAUCCCCAGAUAAUUAGGUUACAGCCUGUUACAGGAACUAGGCAGCAGCAGCAGCUAUUCCUGCAUAGCUCUUCCAAGUCUCCAGUUCAGCUGCUAAUGGAGAAACCUUUACCAUCAUGUGGAUCAGCGUCUCUCAAAAAGAUUCCCACACCUAAGAUGCUAAAUGGACAGAAAGCUGCAUGUGCCACAGGAUCGGCUGCAAGAUCUUCAAAUGUUAACCUGGUGUCAGGCAGUUCAGCAAACACUCUGGUACCAUGUCUUGAAAAAAACCAAAAAGAUGACAAGUUAAAAAAAUCCUUGAAAGUGAAAACACGUUCUGGACGGAUUUCACGCCCCCCCAGAUACAAAGCUAAAGAUUAUAAAUUCAUUAAAAUGGAGGAUUUGGCUUAUGGUCAUCGGUCUGAUUCUGAUGACUACUCUGAGCUGAGUGUAGAAGAUGAUGAAGAAGGAAAGGUGAAGGGAAAAGAUACAUUAUUCCAUUCUUCAAAUUAUGAUCUGAACCCCAAAACGUUUCAAUGUCAGACUUGUGAAAAAUCCUAUCUAGGAAAAGGAGGAUUAACAAGACAUUAUAAACUUAACCCAGGCCAUAGAGAGCUGGAGUCUUCACCUCAAAAAAUACCUUUAAAUAAGCCUAAUGGAAGUAUAUUGGUGGACAAUGACUGUGGAAUAAGAGAGGAAAUGAUGAGUCCAGCACAUUUGGAUUCAGUUGCUGCCACUUUAAAUAAGGAAAAUGCACUAACUACCAGUCUGGAAGGAGCUGUUGAUUCAAAAGCUGGAGAACAGACCUGUAAGUCUCCAGAAAGCAGACCCUUGUUGGCAGAACAACAAAAAGAAAGCAGUCCAGGGCACCAGGAACCUGUAACACCAGAAGGACCUGGAAGACCCAGACGAUCAAGGAGACAUGGUCGACUACAGAAGGGUGGAAGGUCCAGGUGUUCUGGAAGGCUGAGCAGACCUGGUCAAUCCCCUUCAAAAUCACUCAGUAGCGUGUCAGCAGAACGCAAUGUAUACAGAAAAAGAAAAGCUAGGUUAAAAGAGUUAAUACAACAAUGCGAUAAUGAAGACUUAAUGGAGCUGGCUCUCCCACGUCUCACAAAAGUUGUUACAGUAUUUGAAUUUCUGUUGAUGAAGGUUGAAAAAGGGUAUCCAGGCAAAGCCUACUUCCCAGAUGUGUAUAAGGAAUUUGAAGACUUGCAUAAUAUGGUAAAGAAAAUGGCUUAUCGUCACCUCAGUAAUUCAAAUUUGCUGAGUUGUCAGCAGCCUGUUGAAAUAAGAGAUGCUAAGGUUGCUGAAUCCCUAGGAAUUACAGAAAUACUUGCUGGACAAGGAAAGACACAAGGUGCAGACUCUUCUUCACAAACUAUAAUUAAAACUGUUAGUGAGCAAGUGCCUCUGGAGAUACUGGGACAAAAACGGUUAGUUGAGAGCUCAGGGGAGGAACUGUUGCCAUCAGCCAAAAGGACCAAGUUAGAAGAUGUAAUGGAGAAUGUGAAUAAUGAUAAUGCCAGUCAAGAUGAAGUGAAAGAAAAGAGUGAGAAUUUAUGUACUCUGUCUGAAAAAGAUGGUUUUAAUCAAUUAAAUGGAGAAAUCCAGCUUUCAGAAGAUGGGCACAUCACUUGCUGCACAACCGGAAGCACAUUACUGACAGCAGAGCAACAUAAUUCACUUGCUGAUUCAGGAGUUAGAAUCGAUGCUGGAAAUUCAGCUACCUUCUCCCAGUCUGUGGAAACAAGGGCAGAGUAUUCUGAAUGUGUGGUGAUACAGGGAUCAGAUCUGGCAGAUGAUGAGUCUCUGCUACAUGAAGUUGUAUUACCAGCUGAAGCAGAUGGCUCGCCUGGAUUAGUCCAAGCGCACUUUGUGAGUGAGGAUACAGCUGGUGGGCUCUCAGCUCCUCAGCUUCGUAGCUCUGUGUCGGAGGGUGCAAUGGGCAGUGAGAGCCAUAACUUAGCAACAAGUGAAGAAAAUGGACACCAUCAAAAAUACCAGAAACUGCAAGAAGAAAAUUGUAAUUUUGCAAUUAAAGAACAUUCUGAACAACUCUAUAAUGAAAAUAUUACUGAUGAGAUGCAGGGACUUGAAAAAGCGUUAUCAACAAACAUUGUGCCAGUAAACCACACACACAGUGCUCAGACUGAGUUGAACCAGAGCCCUGCUCAGGAAGCCUCCGUGUCUGCUCAUGUGAACCAUGAAAACUCUCUUAAAAAUGCAAGUGACUGUUCUUGUGGGACAGAGGAACAACAUGAGCUAGAGAACAGAGUUACUGUGGAUGAAACUGUAGCCUUUGAGAUUACUGAUGAGAGCCGUGAUUUUUUGUCUCAGGGACAUGAACAGAUUUUUAUUCAGACUUCAGAUGGGCUUAUCAUGUCUCACCCAGAUACUGCUGUUCUGUCUCAGGCAGAAGACGUUGUUAUUGUAACUGAUUCCAAUGGUAUUACAAUGCACAUCCCCACGCCUGAGGGGAUGCCUUUGGAAACUGUGGAAACCCUACUGGAAAUGGAAGCAGAUGGCCAAAGUGCAGAUGAUGCAUCCUUUAUCAGUUCUAAGCUUGGACCUUCCUAUGAACUUCACACUGCCUUGUAAUAAUCAUAAUAAAAAGGUAUCCUUGACCAUCA
Molecule: messenger RNA, 3497 nt
Organism: Pezoporus flaviventris
Lineage: Eukaryota; Metazoa; Chordata; Aves; Psittaciformes; Psittacidae
Gene: ZNF839
Product: zinc finger protein 839
Exons: 9
Coding region: 118-3465 (1115 amino acids)
Source: RefSeq, a predicted model, not a curated record